This is a messenger RNA of Melanotaenia boesemani (Boeseman's rainbowfish), 1230 nucleotides long. It is a transcript of the gene prpf38a, whose product is annotated as pre-mRNA processing factor 38A. NCBI's taxonomy places the organism in Eukaryota, Metazoa, Chordata, Actinopteri, Atheriniformes, Melanotaeniidae. The coding region runs from base 99 to 1028 and encodes 309 amino acids. The transcript is spliced from 10 exons. The record is from RefSeq and is a predicted model, not a curated record. Gene Ontology annotation, cellular component: precatalytic spliceosome.
AACACCGGAAGUUGUUUUUUUUUUUUUUGUUUCCGCUACUAGCUUGCGUCGCCUUCUUUUUUCUGUCCAUGCUAGUGAAUUAGCUCAGUUCAGUCCCGAUGGCUAACAGAACCGUUAAAGAUGCAAACAGUAUACACGGGACUAAUCCGCAAUACCUGGUGGAGAAAAUCAUCCGGACUCGAAUCUAUGAGUCUAAAUAUUGGAAAGAAGAAUGCUUCGGUCUCACCGCUGAGCUGGUUGUGGACAAAGCCAUGGAGCUGAAGUUUGUUGGUGGAGUCUACGGUGGAAACAUCAAGCCGACCCCCUUCAUCUGCCUCACUCUGAAGAUGCUGCAGAUUCAGCCAGAGAAAGACAUCAUCGUCGAGUUCAUAAAGAACGAAGACUUCAAGUAUGUCCGUCUGCUGGGAGCGAUGUACAUGAGGUUAACCGGCACUGCGGUGGACUGCUACAAGUACCUUGAGCCGCUUUACAACGAUUACAGAAAGAUCAAGAGUCAGAACAGAAACGGAGAGUUUGAAGUGAUGCACGUUGACGAGUUCAUCGACGAGCUUCUUCACGCAGAGAGGAUGUGUGACAUCAUCAUGCCUCGCCUUCAGAGGAGGCAAGUCCUGGAGGAGGCGGAGAUGCUGGACCCACGGAUCAGCGCUCUGGAGGAGGACCUGGAUGAAGUGGAAAGCAGCGAAGAAGAAGACGACGAAGAAGAAAAGAUAGAGAGACUUCAAACCCCUGAACCUCAUAGACGUAGUUACCGUGACAACGACAGGCCGCGACGCUCCCCAUCACCACGUUACAGACGUAGUCGCUCACCCCGACGGCGGAGCAGAUCUCCAAAGAGACGAAGCCCGUCGCCUCGCAGAGACCGCCAUCGCAGCAAGAGCCCUCGCCGGCACCGCAGCCGAUCCAGAGACAGGCGCCACCGCUCCAAGUCCCCCGGUCACCACAGAAGCCACAGACAUCGCAGCCACUCCAAAACUCCAGAGAGGAGCUCAAAAAAGAGUCACAAGAAGAGCCGAAGAGGAAACGACUGAUCUCAUUGUGGCAUUUUUUACUUUAUUUUUUUAUUUUACCUCCUAAACUGUUGAAGAUCUGGCCCCUAAACCCUCAAACCACAACCUGAACCUUUUCAGAAGCUUGUCGUCGUUGCUGAUGAACUCUGGACGAGUGUAAAUAGAGAAAAUGUGUUUCUUUGUGAACCGAUUGUUAAACUCUGAAAUAAAACCUCUGAUUUUA